AUGAAACUAUAAUUUGAAGAAAAGCAUAUGAAAUCUAGCUUAGUUAGAUAGUGUAUUAUAACACUAAAGAAUAUUGUAGUUGCAACCUCUGAUAUGAAAAGUACUAGUGCAGAUUAUAAUCUAAGUUAUUUGAAGAGAGAAAAGAUAUAAUAAGAAGAGUACAAAAGGGAAAUGAAAAAAUAAUACAAGUUUAAUACUCUUACAUAUAUCUAAUACCUUAAUUCAAUUUUAAUUUGCUGAAUCAAAACUAUUUCUUAAAAUAUAAAGAAAUAAUUAGAGUUUAAAAUGUAGGAGUAGAACAUAUAAGUAGAGGAUUUAUCAAGAAAUUAAAAAUUAUUUAUAGUUCUCUUAUUAUUAGUUUAAUAGCAUUAGUAAAUUAGUAGAUAUCCCUUUUAGAGCUAUUAUUUGAUAGUAAAUAGUUAUAGUAAUUGAUUAAUUAUUAAAUAGUUUGAAAAUGUAAAGAGUGAAGCUCAAAGUUAGAUAAAGGAAAGAUUACUAUAUAUUUGA
Messenger RNA from Paramecium octaurelia, 507 nucleotides. The record is from the annotation of a GenBank genome assembly. Lineage: Eukaryota; Ciliophora; Oligohymenophorea; Peniculida; Parameciidae.